Messenger RNA from Acanthaster planci (crown-of-thorns starfish), 3617 nucleotides. RefSeq names its product adenosine receptor A1-like. Gene Ontology annotation, cellular component: plasma membrane. Lineage: Eukaryota; Metazoa; Echinodermata; Asteroidea; Valvatida; Acanthasteridae. The record is from RefSeq and is a predicted model, not a curated record. Gene Ontology annotation, molecular function: G protein-coupled receptor activity. Gene Ontology annotation, biological process: G protein-coupled receptor signaling pathway.
AGAUGGAUUUGUGGGUUUGGCAGGUGAUGAACUGCACAUGCGCUCUGGGCUCUCCUCCGCGACGGGAGAAAUGUGUGCGAAACGUGGAAUUACAAUGAGGGGAAAUAUUAUCGAUCAGUUGAAGCAAAAAUGCAUUCAAAAACUUAAACAGCAAAUGCAACUGCGGCUUGUUAUGCACAUUUGGUCAACUUUCUGUUACCGAUCGAUUAUCGAUUCCUGGGCAGUGUGCAUGCUUACCACGCACAAGCGCACCAAACAGCCGCCAGGCGCUGUAUCGACACUGAGUGCAGCUUACGUCUCCAGUGUUGCGUUGAUAUUGGCCGUGACAGGUAUAGGUAGCCUACACAUUAGUACGCCUUCGCUGGCUCAGGGUUCGUGUUUUGUAUGGAGUCUAAAUUUAGGUCACUGAAUUGAAGCCGGCACGACACGACAACUCUUUGAUGGACUUGGAGCGACUGUACUCUAUUGUGGGAUGGAUGCUGCGAAAAAGAGGGAGGCCUCAGUACGAUGGCACGCCUUAGGAGAAAAGUGAAUUUUAAUGAGGCGUGGACGAGGUGGCGAAUCGGAAACAGGUUGUCGGGCUCCAGGCAAAUUGGUCGUUUUAAGCUCGAACAGGACACCUGCUCCACGUGACUCAGGAAUUUAGAGCGCUCGGAGAAUACAGAAAUUCAUCAGAUUUCGUGGCUCUCCAACACCUCACUGCCGACGCUUGGGAUCAUUUUCUUAGAAAAUUCUCGUCAUCUUUUUUCAAUCGCGGCAAUUUUAGUUACAGCAUGUUCAUCGGCCACCUCUGGACCCUUCCACAAUCAGUGACUGCAAAUGAUUGGGCCAUUUUCGUCAUUUUUGUCCAGCGAGUAUCCAAGCCGUCGUAGACAAUAAUUAUGGGCUUAGUGGAGAUCGCCAGAGCCAGACGAAGUCGUUUCUAAGAUACAAUGCAUGCACUGCAACCAAACGGGCUGACCAACGUGACACCCCCCCCCCUUAGUUUUGUUGCUGGCGAAGAUAUCGUCGUCUCACUUUCAAAAACUCGAAGAUUAUUUGUUUAGGGCGAAGUGGCGUGGGUUUCAAUGGGUAGAUACGAUCGUAUGCCUGACUUUCCGCAUGGUUCAUCAUUACCCAUAAAUCGGACUUUGAGAUGCUCUCAUCAUUGUGUCCACCCCGCACUGCCUGCUCCCUACCGGACCUGAUGGUGUGUUGCGAAGCAGGGCGAGAGCUUGCUGGAGUACCAUCGCCGGGAGUGUGCAGCAUCAAUUCAUUCCGAGUUCAAUCAUUAAUGGGACUAGACGGCGGCUAUCCCUCAGCCUCGGCACUUGCAAGAUCGUUUGGGUGGUUAGCUCGGAAGACAAAACUCGCUACUGAGUAAUGCUGUGCUAGAAACAGGAUGUAUGUGGAUUUCUGUGGACAAUCCCGAACAUGGCGUCUGCUGAAUCCUCGCCCACAUCUCCGGCGAACUCGACUAAAGUGCAACAUUUUACGAUCCCUGGCGAAUUUGUCGCGGCGUUUGUUGGGGUGUACUCACCCUUGAUUCUGGCUAUCUUGUUCGGCAACUCGCUGGUCUUGCUUGCCGUGUACAAGGAGAAGGGCCUGCGCAAGCGAGGCAAUUCCUUCAUCGUCAGCCUGUCCGUGGCCGACUUCUUGACGGGCCUGGUCGGGGUGCCCACGGCGAUCCUUGGCCGACUGCUCCAGAACAAGGUCACCUGUUCCACGGCCACUCGUAUGGUGUUCUUCACCGCUGCGUUCACUUUCUCGGCGGUGUCCAUCUUCCAGCUGCUGGCCAUCACCGUCGAACGGUACUUGGCCAUCAUGACGCCGCUGGUCUACCACACCACCAUGUCGCCACGCCGGUACUCUUACAUAAUCGCCUGCGUGUGGGUGUCCGGGUUGGCAGUUGGGAUCAUCCCCAAUUUUGGCUCAAGCGAGGACAAGGACGUGUGCAACGCCAACUACGAGCCCUCGCACGCCGUCCAGCUCUUCAUGCUCAUCUUUGCCCUGGGCAUCCCGACCGUGCUGGCCUCCAUGGGGCUCAUGUACUUCCACAUAUUCCGGAAGGCCCGGCUGCAGGCCAACCGCAUCGCCGCGCUGCGCCGGGCCCUACACCGCGUGGAGGAGCACCGGACGGCACAGGAGCAUUCGGCCCAAAUGAAGGCCACCAAGACUACGGCCAUCAUUCUGGGCGGCUUUGCCGCCUGCUGGAUACCCAUGUCGCUCAAAUUCUUCCUGGAGGUGUUCAUCGACAUGGACGCCUACACCAUCCUGAUCCUGCAGACGGUACUGGAGUUCUCGGCGUACGCAAACUCGGCCAUCAAUCCCGUUAUCUACUGCUACCGCAACGCAGAGUUCCGGACGGCGUUCUGCAAAAUUUUGGCACCGCUGAAAAUCUGCUCGACAAGGACGAGACCAGUGCGGGUAACCCCCGUUGUGCCGCUCCGGGAGAGCAGUGUGUCGUCACUGGAAAACUGCAGAAUCGAAGGAUCUCAUGCAGUAGGGGUUAUAAACAUAACAUAACAUGUUGAAGCUAAGGAGAUGUUGCCCAAGAAGGAACACUGUUGGUGUAAUGACAACAUACGGCAUAUUGACACGUAUCAUUAAUUUCACCCUUUAUGUGACAACUCACUCUUGAGCCGCUCUUCAAUGUUUUCAAACAGUGUUUCAGUGAUCAAUGUAUUUGUCUGGAAAAUGUCAAAUGAAUUGGUUAUCAUUUUUAAUACUUGUGCUGCUCUAUAUAUCGCGGUCCAAAUUGUUUCAAAGAUGACCGUCAUGGAAGCAAGGAAAGGGAGAUCGAAUGGGUUUCCCGUCUCUGAAUACGGCAACGACAGGCAGACACAGUGUUGUUCGGACCCACGUCACACCCAUCGUCGCAGGCGACAAACAGAGGUACUUGUGGCGCUCUUUCUUGAAAUGGCUACAUAAUACACGUGACUCCUGUGAUGAUGCAUUAAAAUAUGAAUUUGAAAGUUACCUACAGUCGUCACUUUUGUUGUCUUUUUCAUGAAUUGACACUUUCAUGUAAAGUACUAUUUUGCAUUGGGGGGGGGAUCUUCCAAUCUGACCUGAAUAAGCAGAAGGGUCGAUGUAUUGAGCUAUGUAAUUCAAGAAAAGGAAAAUUUUGCAAGUUUUCUGAAAUUAUGUGGUGCUGUGUAGAACAAAUGUACAUCCAUACAAACACCUGUACAUAAGUAAGUAAAUCAGUAAGUAGAAAGUAACCCUUUUGAGCAAGUUGUGACUUCGGCCCUGAAAUUGAGAAUCAGACAACCGUGCAUUUUAUUUGUUACCAUGGCAAUGCCCUUUCCUUCGACCCAAACAUUUAUGAGUUUCUCCAGUAAUUGCCAGAGGAAUUAUUGAGGCCAGUUUAACCGCGAUAAGACUUGCCGUACGGAAGUAGGCCCCCAAAGCGACUUUCCCCCACUGACACGGGUUAGUAAAAUAGGGACCGAAACGCACGAACGCAUUAUUAUAAAUUAUCGUGGCAAAAAAAGCCUUUAAAUCGUGUCCAGUUGGACUGAAGCUUCACAGAAUGGAUACCUUUAUACUCCUAUAACGUUUUGAAAAAUAAAAUUGCCAUGAAACAGCAUGGACUUAAAGGUAAACGAAUGUGUUCUACCGCCAUUGACUAUGAA